AAAGGAACAAGGCUUGCAAAGACAAUCAUGAUGGCGGCCGAGGAAGGAUUGCGCAACGACUUGAGUCCGCGCGCGCCCACCGUGGCACAUACCGCUAGCCCUUCAUCGUCACGAUUCGGCACAGAAUCCAUCUCUGGGGACCGCUCCAGGCUUCUGAAUGCCUUGCCGUCACACGAAGAGGUCCGCGACGUACGUCUGAACGUGCUCAACACGAGUGUCCAAGGUGCGCGGAACGCAGGAAGCACAUGGCUGCUGCUGGUCGCGUCUGCCGUGAUCAACAUCCCGCAGGUCGUGGCUUCAGCAGUGAUCAUGGGCAUGUACUGGAACGACCCCGAACUGGCGAAUUGCAAUCGGCUCAAGUACUGGACACUCGUGCACACGCUCCACUUGUUCUUCACGGUCGUGGUCGAGUGGGUAGUGUACAAGACGACGGCGGUCGCCCCCGACGACCACUCCCAUGCUACGGUGCCAUGGGCUACGUCCCCCGCCGUGAAAAGCGCGUUGAACUCGAUCAAGUACUCGCUCGAAUUGCUCGGGUUGUUCUGGUUCUUAGUCGGCAACAUGUGGAUCAUCAGCGACGAAGAGCACAGCUCCACCAAGGCCGGCGGGCACCUGUACAACAUGGCCUUUGCCAUGGUCACGAUCUGCUACGCCAAGAUCUUCCUCCCAUGUUUGAUCCUCGUGGCGCUGCUCCCCAUCGUGUGUUUUUGCUUGCCCUGUCUCAUUCGCCUCUUGAAUCGAAUGCAAGACCCCAUGCGCGGAAAAGGAGCCACCGCGGAGAUCAUUGCCAAGCUGCCGAGCGUGCCAUAUGCAUCGUCCAUGUUUCCCGACGAGGACGCGAGCUGUUGCAUUUGCCUAAACGAGUACAUCCACGACCAAACCCUGCGCGUGCUCCCAUGUAAGCACCACUUUCACCAAGCGUGUGUGGACGAGUGGCUCGUCGUGAACGCCACGUGUCCAACGUGUCGCACUUCGAUUGACCCGAACGAAGGCGCAGUGCCACGUCACGACCCCCCCGCCGACGUCAACCUGAUUGUAUAGCAGGCGACACAACGCACCGUACUAGUAGUAGUCCCAUCGUAGUAAACCCAGUCACUAUAUAUACCGCGUUCUUUGCGCAAGUA
This is a messenger RNA of Aphanomyces astaci, 1124 nucleotides long. RefSeq lists its product as hypothetical. Lineage: Eukaryota; Oomycota; Saprolegniomycetes; Saprolegniales; Verrucalvaceae. The transcript has 3 exons. The record is from RefSeq and is a predicted model, not a curated record. The coding region runs from base 28 to 1041 and encodes 337 amino acids.